GACUGGCGUGACUAUCCAGUUUUGACAUGUUGAGAUAUAAAUAGGAAUACACGUAUAAUAAUGGUAUAUAAGCAUUGUGUGGUUUAAGCGUUUGCCUUGACGGCAAGCACAGUUCAUCAACUCAGCGGCAUGUCAGUCAACAAUCAUAUGCUGGGACAUCACGUUGUCACCCUCUGAAUGUCUGUUGAUAUGACUACGGAAGUAACCACAGGGCACACCAGAUCCUAACAAACAGGCAAUAACACAACGUCAGCUGUUUGGACAUGAAAAGUGCAUAUGGAACAGGAGAAUAAAACAAGAUGCCAUUAUAUGUGGGUUAAGGAAUGGGAGUUAUCGUUCUCGUAUUGUGAUGGCGUCACAGACAGCGACCUUGUUGCUCAGCUUCCCCACGCGGAUACAGACGAUUCCAGGCGGCGUUAGGAAAGACAUCCGUGAAGUAUGGAAUCGAGAUAUUGUUGUCAUAAGAGAAGACAGGAUCGUUGUGUCAGAUUUUAGCAACGGUUUGAAGUUGUUCGACUCUCAGGGCUCGCCGCUGAGCAAGAUCCCCAGUGUCCCUCUAGUAAGCGCCGUGACUUCUUUGUCUCCAACGCUCAUUGCUUCAACCAUUAAUUUCGAUAGCGACCCAAGUACUGUUAUUGCUACCGUCGACCUUGACAUUGGUGAAAUGAAGGUUCUCAAAACUAUAAGCACUACAAUCCAUUUCCGUGGAAUUGCUGGCAUUGAUGAACGAACAUGGGCAGCGAGCACUGCUUGGUGGAACGGCGGCGGUGGCAUCUACGUGAUGAACGACGACGGUGAGGUUGAGCGAUCAUACAAUUAUCCAGCAGAAUCCAAAUGCAUGCUGGAGUGUUCAUCACACAUGGCUGUAUCACCCACUGGAGAUUUUAUAGCGUCGGACGGCAACGCGGGAACAGUCGUAAAAGUUGAUCCAAAAGCAGACGGCAAUCCUGUAAAGUUUGUGUACGACGGAAAGAAAAAUCAAACGUUAGAGCUGCCUCUUGGUGUGGCAUGUGACGCCCAGUGCAGGAUCUACGUAGCGGACCAGGGUCUGCACCGUGUCCUCGUGUUAUCGCCUGACGGCACGUAUAUUCAAACGAUAGUAGAUUUUAACCAGCUGCGAGAACCCACGGGUGUAUGUGUUUUUGAAGACAAGCUGUACGUUGUAGAGAAGGUGGGGUCAGUUAAAGUAUUCCAACUUGCAGAACAGUAAUGUCUGCAGGAAGAUUAUCAGGUUUGUGUUGCCUGUACUCCUGGGAUUCACUACUGCACGGUAUCCGCAGGGAUGACACGACAACCGUAUAUCAUGCAGAUUAAGGUGAUUCUUUCCACUGUAACAGGACACUAGGACGCUGUGGGGGUGAAAGUGAGAUUGGUGGAUGCUGCUUUUGGUAUUCUUGAGAGGGACUUAUUUCUUUUCAGGGAAAAUAUUGCUUUCCAUUGUUAACAAAAAUAAAAAACAGCGUAAAGGCCGAUCGUCAUUGGUGAAGAAUUGUUACACUGUGCCACGAACUUUGACUUCCUUUUGUACAAAUCUUUUUUCAAUGACGGUUUUGGCGUUAUCGUGUGUAAUCGGAAGUAAUAAAAAGCAAUGAUUGUGCACAUUGUCAUCAUGUGGGACUCUAGAUGUUACCAUAUGCACAUGCUCAAGGCAAGAUUGCCAAGAAUAUGUGAAACCAAUGCAGUGAGUAUGUAGAUCUGUCGACAAAUUGGAAACUCGAUUAAUAAAAGACGACCAUUC
Haliotis rubra (blacklip abalone) is the source of this 1738-nucleotide messenger RNA. RefSeq lists its product as uncharacterized. The transcript is spliced from 2 exons. The record is from RefSeq and is a predicted model, not a curated record. NCBI's taxonomy places the organism in Eukaryota, Metazoa, Mollusca, Gastropoda, Lepetellida, Haliotidae. Bases 350 to 1210 code for a protein of 286 amino acids. Gene Ontology annotation, molecular function: protein binding.